This is a messenger RNA of Anopheles coluzzii, 2937 nucleotides long. RefSeq names its product USP6 N-terminal-like protein. The transcript is spliced from 6 exons. NCBI's taxonomy places the organism in Eukaryota, Metazoa, Arthropoda, Insecta, Diptera, Culicidae. The record is from RefSeq and is a predicted model, not a curated record. The coding region runs from base 637 to 2652 and encodes 671 amino acids.
UUGCUUAUGGUGCUUUAUCGCUGUGUCUAUCAUGAUUCGCAUCCUGCUAGAGGGGUGUUGUGUACGUGUUGCUGAAAUUGUGUGCUUAAUCGCUAAUUCGACGACGAAAAACGCGUUGUGAAAGGAAAAACAAUCCAUCACCAAAGCCAGAGGCGCGGAACGCUGUCGAGAGACCUUUCCCCCUCCUUUUGUUGAUGGAAGCUGUAGUGUGCCAAAGGGAAGUGUGUUUGGUGAGCAGUGCGCUGGAAACUGUACCUAGAAAGAGCAUUCGCAAAACCUUUCGCGGAAAAGCCUCAUUACGUUGCUAUUAGCAACGCUUGCCACACAUACUAAGCUAGUUGUGCCCUUUCAAAAAAGGUGUAGUGAAGAGGGCAGCGGGGUAGUGAGCUCGUUGGUAGAAAAGAAAAUCCUGCCCCAAUUGGAAAGUGUGUGACAGCAACAGGACGGGUGUGUCCCACCCGGUGUCCAGCUGCUUCCAAUCUGCAUCUGGGCGUGUGGAUGGAAAAAUGUGCCAGCGAGCAAUGCUGAUGUUGCCAGUAGUACGCAUCGUGCCACAGUUCCUGCCAGCCGCCAUAGCCGCAACCCAGCAGCAAGCCCAACCCGCCAGACUGGACUGUCGCCUGCGUCCAUCCGUCCAUGACCAGGUACGAUCGGUACAGCUUGUCGACCGACCAGCAGCAACAGAAGCAGACGCUAAACCCACCAUCAGCAGCAGCAGCAGCAGACCGGAAGCUCGACACGGUAGCGGUCGCUCCUGGCACGACGAUGACUGACGAGGAGCUGCUGUUGCUCGAGCGGGCGAACGCCGAGCGGGAUGAGAUAUUCCUGCGCUACGAUCAGGGCCGCAAGUGCGACAGUAUCGAUGCGUGGGAAGAUCCAAUGUUCGAAGUGUACACGCAGGCGGACCGGUACGGCUUCCUGCAUCCCGUGGCGCCGGCCCAGUCGAAGGAGGCGGAACUGCUGCAGCACCGGAUCGAGAUGGAGCGCGUGAAGAAGUGGGUCAAGAUGCACAAAAACUGGGACGCGGCGGCGACCAAGGAAAAUCUGCGCCGGCGCGUAAUGAAAGGCAUCCCGGAUCGGAUGCGCUCGGCGAUCUGGCGCAAGCUGCUCGACCUGGACCGGCAGAUCCGGGAGAAUGGGGGCAUGUACGACCGGAUGCUGGACUGUGCCCGGCGCCACAGUCCCGACAUACGGCAGAUCGAUUUCGACGUGAACCGCCAGUUCCGCAAUCACGUGUUCUACCGCGAGCGGUACAGCGUGAAGCAGCAGAGCCUGUUCCGCGUGCUGGCCGCGUACAGUAUGUACAACACCGAGGUCGGCUACUGCCAGGGCAUGUCAACGGUCGCCGCGGUGCUGCUGAUGUACUUCGACGAGGAGGACACGUUCUGGGCGCUGGACGUACUGAUGACGAAUCAGCGCUACGCCAUGCACGGGCUGUAUAUAGUGGGGUUUCCGAAGCUGAUGCGGUUCCUGGCGCACCACGACCGCAUCCUGACCAAGUGUUUGCCCAAGGUGAAGAAACAUCUCGACAAGCACGAGGUACACUCGGUGCUGUACUCGUUGAAAUGGUUUUUUGUUAUCUUCAUCGAGCGGAUACCCUUCAGUCUUUGUCUGCGGGUGUGGGACAUCUACAUGAUGUACGGCGAACGCGUAUUAACGGCGAUGGCUUACACGAUACUAAAGGUUCACAAAACGAAGCUUCUUCGGAUGAAGGACAUGGAUCAGGUGACGGACUUCCUACAGACAUCGCUGCACAAACAGUUCGGCUAUGAUGAUGACUAUGUGAUAAAAGCGCUUCAGAGUUCGAUGGACGAGCUGAAGAAGCUAAAACUUCUAAAUCUGCCACCUCCAUCCGCCAACGAGCUACCCACAAUGCCACGGGGGCAAACGGUCGAACCUUCCACAAAGGCGAGAAUCGGCCAUCGCAAUGAACAGUUUUCGGAGCGAGAGAUAGCACUCAAGGAGACGGUGCUGUAUCGCAGCGAAUCGAAGAACGAGGAGGAAGAAGAACAGUACAAUAAUGGCGUGCAGGGGGCCGGAGACCGUGCCGCUACGGCGGAAGAUGAAGACGACGAGCGCACGGAGAAAGAUUACGAUGAUAUUACGGAAGAUACCGUGAGCCAACUGCAUACAGUUUCGGACAUGGAUGGUGGAAGCAUAACGAAGCACUCGCUGACUGGAACAUCUGUAACCUCAACGAACGACAUCAGCCUGACGUCGUACGACCGUACCUGUGAUAUAUUCCGGCUGCAAGCAUCGGGCCAGCAUCCAAGUAGCCGCGAUCCUCCGCCCGCUGGUACCACCUCGGCCGUCCUUUUGCUUGAUCAGCUGGCCGCCCAGCUGUCGGACGAGGAGCUCUCCUCCUACGGGGCAGCCGUCGAGCUUAUGCUUGAUGAUGAAGAAGACGAUGGCGCAGCGGAGGCUGGAAAUCCAGUGCAGAGGACGAAAGAAAGAGACACCGGCGAUGACGUAUCACUUGUGCCGGAAGAGUCAGAGGAGAGAGAGUUGGAUCCGAUGGAGCAGUCAGCGACUGACCCAUCUCCGAACGGUCAAACGAAUCCAACGAUAAUGUUGCACUCGCCGGAACAGCAGCAGCCUGCCGUUGACGAGGAAGACGAAGAUGAGUUGACGGAAAAGCAGCUAUCGUUUUAGUUGCUGCGCGAUGUGUGCGUUCGUUCACAGGUGGGGUCAAGCCGUUUCACAGGAAAUCCUGCCCUUUUGAGUGUAGUUUAGGCUCACAACAUUGCUCACUGCCCAAAGAAGAGGACGAACUGUGUACCCCUUUUCUUACCUUUAUCCAGUUUUAAGAAGGAGAGGAGUGUGGUGUACGAUAAUUUUGCUCUUGGCUGCAAGGUUAGCGGUUUAGAGCGGUAAAAUCGGAAUAUUUCCAACUUUACACAGUGUGAAUAAAACAUAACUUUGAGAAUGAAAGUGUAA